Molecule: messenger RNA, 1251 nt
Organism: Alternaria atra
Lineage: Eukaryota; Fungi; Ascomycota; Dothideomycetes; Pleosporales; Pleosporaceae
Exons: 2
Coding region: 1-1251 (416 amino acids)
Source: RefSeq, a predicted model, not a curated record
AUGUCAACCUCAACUUCUUUCGAUGACGCUUUUGCGUCGGCAGUUGCAUCCGGCCCUGAACGCCUUUUGCCAGGUGUGGCUCUCGGUGCUGCAAGAGCCCUCCAAAAAGUUGAUACAACAGACCCUGAAGACUUUCUUGCUGCAUACGGCUCAUUGCAUCUGGACCCCACAUCGCCGCCAGUAUCGACCAAGACUACCGUAUGGCUUGCCUCCUGCACGAAGCUAGUUACGGCUGUCGCAGCCUUGCAGUGCGUUGAACGCGGUCUGUUCUCCCUAGGCGAGCCUGCUGAUACCGAUCGUCUAUUGCCUGAAUGGAAGAAGCCCGUGGUUCUGACUGGCUGGACGGACGAUGAGCCCGUCUUGCAACACGCAAAAGAAAGCAUCACUUUGAGAAGAUUGCUGACGCACACGAGUGGAAUCGGCUACGAUUUUCUCGCGCCUGACUUGAUGAGAUGGAGACAAUAUCGCAAAGAAGAAAUGUUAUCCAUGCGGGUACCCAUCACGCAGUGCUUUACGACACCUCUCCUCUUCGAGCCCGGCUCCGGCUUCGCAUAUGGUGGCGGGUUGGAUCUUGUGGGCUUGAUGAUUGCGAGGGCUAACAAUUGCACACUGGAAGCAUACAUGCGCCGCCACAUCUUCGACGUCUUGGGGAUGGACAAGACCUCCUUCUAUGUCAAGCAUAACAAUAUCGAGCAGGAGCUGAUGCCAAUGACGACUCGCCCUGGAUCUGAUGCAGCUCUCGUCUCUGGUGAGGCAUCGGACGCCCCGCUGGUGCAGCCACUGGAUCCUCAAGACGAAUACGGAGGCGGAGGUUUGUUCAGCACUGCGGAAGACUAUCUCCGGCUGUUAAAGUCACUUCUCCGGGAUGAUGGCAAACUUCUGAAGACGGAGAGUAUCGAUCUCCUGUUUAAGCCAUGUAUCACGGACGCCGCGCAAGAGUUGCUCGAUCAGACCUUGUCUGUGCCGCUCUACGCUGCCAUUAUGAUUCCUGGCGACGCCCCGAUAGGUACUCGUGGCGCUCGAAAGUGGUCACAAGCUCUGGGUGGAUUAGUUGCAAUGGAAGAUGAUGCUGAUGGCGGAUUGAAGGCUGGCACGUUGCGAUGGGGCGGUGCACCAAAUCUCAAAUGGUGGAUUGAUCGCAGAGGUGGCACUUGUGGGAUGUUCGCAACGCAGCUCUGGCCGGCUGGCGAGCUGCAACACGCGCAUCUAGGCAAGACGUUUGAGAGGGAGGUAGUUUCGAAGUACGCUUGA